Molecule: messenger RNA, 1950 nt
Organism: Microthlaspi erraticum
Lineage: Eukaryota; Viridiplantae; Streptophyta; Magnoliopsida; Brassicales; Brassicaceae
Source: the annotation of a GenBank genome assembly
AUGAGUCUCCUCGAAUUCGCCGCCUGUGAUGAUCUCCAAUCGUUCAAGAGAGAGGUCGAAGAGAAAGGGCUCGAUUUAGACGAGCCUGGUUUAUGGUAUUGCAGAAGUCUCGGGUCGAAGAAGAAGAUGGGUCUUGAACAGAGGACGCCUCUAAUGGUUGCUGCUACGUACGGAAGCACAAAAGUUUUGAACUUUAUCAUUUCCACCGGAAAAUCCGACGUGAACAGAGCUUCCGGCGAAGAUAAAGUCACUGCGCUUCACUGUGCUGUCGCUGGUUGUUCUGUUAACAUGAUCGAAGUCAUCAAAACCUUGCUUGAUGGCUCUGCUCUGGCUAACUCUGUUGAUGCUAAUGGGAAUCAACCUUUGGAUCUCUUUGUUCGAGUUUCGAGAUUCGUGGCUGCUCCGAGGAGAAAGGCCGUCGAGUUGUUGCUCCGAGGAGGCGGUGUUAUGAUCAAUGAUGCUGUCGAAGAAGAAGAGAUCAAGACAGUGUCUAAGUAUCCAGCUGAUGCGUCAUUACCUGAUAUCAACGAAGGUGUUUACGGAAGUGACGAGUUUAGGAUGUAUAGCUUUAAGGUCAAGCCCUGUUCGAGAGCUUACUCUCACGACUGGACGGAGUGUGCUUUUGUUCAUCCGGGAGAGAACGCGAGGAGAAGAGAUCCGAGGAAGUAUCCUUACACUUGUGUUCCUUGUCCUGAGUUUCGUAAAGGGUCUUGUCCGAAAGGAGAUUCCUGCGAGUACGCGCACGGGGUUUUCGAGUCGUGGCUUCACCCGGCGCAGUAUAAGACAAGGCUCUGUAAAGACGAGACUUGUUGUGCAAGGAAAGUUUGUUUCUUUGCGCAUAGACGUGAAGAGAUGAGACCUGUGAAUGCUUCGACUGGCUCUGCUGCUGUGUCUCAGUCUCCGUUUAGCAGCUUGGAGAUGAUGAUGCAGCCGACUGGUUUGUCGUCUCCGCUUGCGUAUUCUUCUUCAGGAGUUUCGACUCCUCCGGUUUCUCCGAUGGCUUCCUCUCCAAGAAACGGUGGGUCAUGGCAGAACAGAGUGAAUGCUCUGACUCCACCGGCUCUGCAGCUUAACGGAGGAGGAAGUAGAUUGAAGUCAACGUUGAGCGCAAGAGAUUUGGAUCUUGAUAUGGAGAUGGAGAUGAGACUUCGAGGUUUUAGCAAUGUGGAAGAGACGUUCGGGUCUUAUGUUUCCUCUCCGAGGGGUCAAAACAUGAACCAGCAUUAUCCUUCUUCUCCGGUGAGGCAGCAACAGCCUCCUCACCACGGGUUUGAGUCUUCAGCUGCGGCUGCGGUUGCGGCGGUGAUGAACGCUAGAUCAUCCGCGUUUGCGAAACGCAGCUUGAGUUUCAAACCAGCUGCUCAAACAGCGGCGCAGCAGUCGAAUCUCUCGGAUUGGGGAUCGCCUAGCGGGAAGCUCGAAUGGGGGAUGCAAGGAGAGGAGCUGAGUAAGAUGAGGAGAAGCGUUUCCUUUGGAAUCCAUGGGAACAACAAUAGCAAUAACGGUAACAGUAACGGAGUGAGAGAUUACAGGAACGAGCCAGAUGUGUCGUGGGUUAACUCUUUGGUCAAGGACAAUGUGGUGUCGGAGAGAGGCUUUAGGAUGAAUGAGAGGGUUCGGAUAAUGUCGUGGGCUGAGAAAAUUUACAGAGACAAAGGGCAGACUGUGGCCACCAAAACCCUAAAUUCGCGUGAGUUGGCCGUCGCCGCCUCUUCUUCUUCCUCCGUUUCUUCUUCGUUUGGAAUGGUUGCUUCUUCGUAUGGAAAGGGCUUCAAGAAAUACUGCAUUCCAGGCAUGAGAGCCGAGUUGGCCAAGGUCCAAAGAAGAAACAGAAGGGCAAGAAGAAAUCGGGUUUGGUGGGACGUGGAGAACUGCAUCGUCCCCGGCGACUUCGAUGCCCUCGCCGAGAUUGAAGAAAAUUUUUUAUUCAUCCGGAGGCGCAAGAUUUGA